AUGAUGCGAUCAAAUCAGGAGGUUUCCGAGUUCCGAGAAGUGGAGGCAGAUCAGAUCGUAAUAUUUGGCGUUCACGAAACGCUGAAUUCUUUGACGGAUGCAGCAAUGCGAGCAGCAAGUUCUCAAGUGCAUGCGAAAGCAGUGACGAGACAUGAUCGAUACUUGGCGAUCGCAACCAGUGGUGGUUUGAAUCAACAACGAACUGGAAUUGUAGAUGCAGUUGUUGCGGCAAGGAUUUUAAAUGCUACUCUUGUUGUUCCGAAGUUAGACCAAAAGUCUUAUUGGAAGGAUGCCAGUGACUUCUCGCAUAUUUUCGAUGUUGAUUGGUUUAUGUCAUUUUUAUCGGAAGACGUUAGAAUUAUAAAGCAACUUCCACAGAAAGGAGGGCGAACAUGGAGUCCAAGUAGAAUGCGUGUACCAAGGAAAUGUAACGAGAGAUGCUAUAUUAAUCGGGUUUUACCUGUUCUUCACAAAAGGCAUGCAGUUCAACUGAACAAAUUUGACUAUAGACUUUCAAACAAGUUGAGUGACGACUUGCAAAAGCUAAGAUGUAGAGUAAAUUAUCAUGCUCUAAAGUUCACUGAUCCUAUACUUACAAUGGGUAAUGAAUUGGUCCGGCGCAUGCGAUUGAGGAGCAAACACUUCAUUGCUUUGCAUCUAAGGUUUGAACCUGAUAUGCUUGCAUUCUCGGGAUGUUAUUAUGGUGGUGGUGAUAAGGAAAGGAGAGAACUUGCAGCAAUUAGAAGGAGAUGGAAAACGUUACAUAUUAAUAACCCAGAGAAACAAAGGCGACAAGGAAGAUGUCCUCUCACUCCAGAAGAAGUCGGACUGAUGCUUAGAGCUUUGGGAUAUGGUAGUGAUGUUCAUAUAUAUGUCGCGUCUGGUGAAGUAUAUGGAGGAGAAGAAUCCUUGGCUCCUCUGAAAGCACUCUUUCCACACUUCUAUUCAAAAGACACUAUAGCUACAAAGGAAGAGUUAGAACCUUUUUCUUCCUACUCUUCUAGAAUGGCUGCACUUGACUUCCUUGUUUGUGACGAAAGCGACGUAUUUGUAACCAACAACAAUGGCAAUAUGGCAAAAAUAUUGGCUGGGAGGAGGAGAUACUUUGGGCAUAAACCCACGGUUAGACCGAAUGCAAAAAAGCUUUACAGGCUAUUUCAAAACAAAGAGAACACUACUUGGGAGGAAUUCACUUCCAGAGUCCUUUCGUUUCAGAGAGGGUUCAUGGGGGAGCCAAAAGAAGUAAGAGCUGGUAGAGGUGAAUUCCACGAGAACCCAUCCACGUGCAUAUGCGAAGAUACAGAGGCCAGGGCAAAGGCGCAAGUAGAAUCUAGAAAACUCGGAAAGAAAAACAAAUCCAUAAAUAAAGACACAGCAGUAACAGUAUCCAAUGAUGAUCAAACCGAAGAGGAUGAACCAGAUUGGUCGGAGCCAGACUAUGAGGAAGAACAGAGUGAUCUUCAAGAUAGAGGAUUAUACAACGGAACGAGUCUAGAUUACGAUGAUCCAUCUACCUCCGAUGAGCCUGAGCUUGAAGAAAUGCUAUCAGACUAG
This is a messenger RNA of Arabis nemorensis, 1554 nucleotides long. The record is from the annotation of a GenBank genome assembly. NCBI's taxonomy places the organism in Eukaryota, Viridiplantae, Streptophyta, Magnoliopsida, Brassicales, Brassicaceae.